AGUGGGGAGCCCCCAGGGAUACGGGGAGCCCCUAGGGAUACGGGGAGCCUGGGGACUCGGUUGCUGCCAACGGCGCUGUUCAGUGCUGGUAACGGGCCGGCACGGGCUGGCCCGGCCCAGGGGCAGCGGCGGGAGCCGAACUUUCUCCCGGGGCGGAGCGGGAGCCCCCGGGUGUGGCGGGGACAUGGCCCGGGGGGGGCGGGAGGGGAACGCGGCCCUGGGCGCUGUCCCCGCCGCUCUCCUGCCUCCCGGCGCUCCGGCUCGUUUCGAUUUCGUUUCCCGGAAAGAUCGCGCCGAAGCCGCAGCGGCCGCAGGAGCGCGACCCGCCCGCGCCGGGCAUUGGGGCAGCGCCGAGCUCCGGGGGGCGUCGGGGCCGGGGCAGCGCCGAGCCGCGGGGGCACCGGGGCAGCGCCCAGCACCGCCGCGGGGAGCGGCGAGCCGGCGGCAGCGGGGAUGCAGGGUAAGGUGACAGUUGGUUCUUCCAGCUCGGUUGUUACAUCUUCAUUACCACCCCAGGCCAGACACACACCCAUCAGUGAAGGGGAAAUCUUCAGGCUACCAGGCAGGCUGAGAAUCCAGCCCUCACUGUGGAGCAAGGACGAUGUCAUCCACUGGCUCAGAUGGGCAGAGAAAGAGUAUUCCCUUCGACAAACUGAAGAAAGCAAGUUUGAAAUGAAUGGCAAAGCCCUGUGCAUCCUUACCAAAGACGACUUCAGAUACCGAGCUCCUAGCUCAGGUGACGUGUUAUAUGAAUUACUCCAGUACAUUAAGACUCAAAGAAGAGCUCUGAUGUGCAGCCCUUUGCUGAACUCACCUUUCCAAGAGGCCAGGAUCACAGACGAAGGGAUGGACUGUGGUGUGGAGGCUGCCCCGGUUGCUCUUUCAUCCUGCCUGGGUCACACAGAGCUGUCCUCAUCCCACAUCCGUGAGGAGCCCCUGAACCUCUCCCAUCACAACUCUGAGGGCAGCUGCAGUGCAGAUUCUAUCUGCUCAUUUCCUACAGCCCUGUCAGCACCAGUGGAUGGGAAAAUUGCAGAUUGCAGGUUACUGUGGGAUUACGUAUACCAGCUCCUCUCUGACAGCCGCUAUAUGCCCUACAUCAAGUGGGAAGACAAGGAAGCCAAGGUCUUUCGCAUCGUUAACCCAAAUGGACUUGCCCAGCUCUGGGGGAACCACAAGAACCGGAUGAACAUGACAUACGAAAAGAUGUCACGAGCACUCAGACAUUACUACAAACUUAACAUCAUCAAAAAGGAGCCAGGGCAGAAGCUGCUGUUCAGAUUUCUGAAGACUCCUGGGGAGAUUGUCCAUGAGAAAUCCAGCAAACUGGAGCAGCUGGAGAAUGAGGACCAUGAGGAUCUCAAAGAAGACCCACUGGAGGUUUCAUCAUAGGAAGUCUUUGAAGGUUGCAUUUGCAGUGCUUUGCAGAGGGACUUGUUCUCUGCUGGGGAGAACCAGCAUCUCCUGCUGUCUUGGACAGAAGGCCACAGAGGUGGUCCUGGAUUUCAAAACCUGCCCUGAGCCAUAGCUGUGAUAUCUCUGGAGCUUCACCAGCAAAACACACUCAGAAAUUAUCCCCAAGCCCAGAAAACACAGGUGAAUGUGUGUGCUGGUCUUCUGCUCACUGCUUCCUCCCCCUCUGGCAGGGACCAUGAUAUUUUUGUUCUGUAAAUCUUGAUGCUCGACUUUAAGGUCCAAACUUUCUGCUAAAGACUGCUUGGUUGUUACAGUGAGAUGUGCCGAGCAGAGAGCACCGGAGCAUGUGCUCUGAGUUGAACAUCUGCUGCAGCAAGCGGUGGCCCUGAGUGUGGACGUGCUGCUCUGAAUCUGAGAUGUUCCCUUGAUUUGAGAUAAGACUUACCUUGCAGAUAUACUGUACAUUGUGAUCUGCCUCCUGUGGAGCCACUCCUGUGAUUAAGGGUGGGAAUGUGCUGAAGUAUCUGUCUGGAUCAGGCCUGGUUGGAACUUCAGGCUGUGGUGCACUGUGUCUUGUUUUAAUGCCCUUUAACUCUUUCCCUCCAUUUAAUAAUGCUUUUUGUAAUUAGCUGACUAAAUAAUGUGACAAGAAACAGGCCAGUAAUGUACACGAUCA
Messenger RNA from Oxyura jamaicensis (ruddy duck), 2092 nucleotides. It is a transcript of the gene ETV7, whose product is annotated as ETS variant transcription factor 7. NCBI's taxonomy places the organism in Eukaryota, Metazoa, Chordata, Aves, Anseriformes, Anatidae. The record is from RefSeq and is a predicted model, not a curated record. Gene Ontology annotation, molecular function: DNA-binding transcription factor activity, RNA polymerase II-specific; sequence-specific DNA binding. Gene Ontology annotation, cellular component: nucleus. The transcript is spliced from 8 exons. Bases 454 to 1392 code for a protein of 312 amino acids. Gene Ontology annotation, biological process: cell differentiation; regulation of transcription by RNA polymerase II.